AUGAUUGGGGAACCUGCAGAUCCAUUUGCAACUCCUUUGGAAAUAUUGCCGGAAUGGUAUUUCUUUCCCGUAUUUCAAAUACUUCGUACAGUACCCAAUAAGUUAUUGGGUGGAGUGUUAAAGUCCGUAAUUAUUAAUAAAGAAUAA
Messenger RNA from Linum tenue, 147 nucleotides. Lineage: Eukaryota; Viridiplantae; Streptophyta; Magnoliopsida; Malpighiales; Linaceae. The record is from the annotation of a GenBank genome assembly.